AUGAAAGGUAAAAAUAGCGACGUUCAGGCCAGGAUUUUAAAGGACAACAGAAGGGCGUUUUUCGUUUCCUGCAGUCGUCAUAACCUCAAUCUGGUUGUCUCAGAUGCAGCACAUUCGUCCGUCACGGCUGAAUUAUUUUUUGGUGUUCUCCAAAAACUUUUCGCAGUCUUCGCUGCGUCCACCCAAAGGUGGCAAAUAUUGAAAAAGCACGUUAAUAUUAGUGUGAAAUCAUUACCUGAAACUCGCUGGGAAGGAAAAAUAAAUGCUGUAAAAGCAAUAAGAUUCCAAAUAACAGAAAUCAGAGAGGCACUGCGAGAAAUUCGUAGAAUAUCACAAGGUAAAGAUGCAAAGUUGACGGCAGAACUCAGAGGCAUCAGCUUCGAAAUUGAAUCACUGUCCUUUCUCAUUCGAUUGGUGGUGUGGUACGAUAUACUGCAAGUGAUCAACAAAAUCAGUAAGGUCUUGCAAUCUCCCCAAGUUGAUUUACAUACCACGAUGAACAUGAUCGAUGGUGCUCUCUUUCAAUUACAAGCCUUCCGAGAAUCUGGUUUCGCAAAAUGCGUAGCAACUGCUAAAGAGAUGGCUGAACAGUUGGAAAUUGAAUUUUUUAACAAGUUAUGCGAUAUAGCUAUAUCAAGUUUACGGGAACGUUUCGUGACGACCAAAGACGUUUGCAAACCUUUUAGUAUCAUCCAAAACUCUAACAACUUUGUACUAUUGGAUAGAUCGCAAAUUUUGAAUAAAUCACAGACUCUGGAAAAUUUCCUGAGAGGAGAAGAUGGAAACAGUGAUAUUGACGGUGGAGAGCUGGCCGAAGAACUGGAAUCCUUGAAGGGUUACUUUUUAACAUCUAAAAUGGCCAACUUAAGUGCAUUCAUGAUGUUGUCGCACAUUAUUACCAGAAGUCUUGAUGAAAUAUAUCCAAACUUUAUCAUGGCAUCAAGGAUUUUUCUAACAUUACCCGUAACUUCCGCGUCAGGAGAAAGGACAUUCUCAAAACUGAAGCUUAUAAAAACUUAUUUGCGUUCCACUAUGUGCCAAGACCGGCUGAAUGGCUUAGCUGUGUUACGUGGGAGGGUGAACGUGUGUAGAGCGAUAAGAGUUUACGACUAUUAA
Diprion similis is the source of this 1116-nucleotide messenger RNA. RefSeq lists its product as uncharacterized. Bases 1 to 1116 code for a protein of 371 amino acids. Lineage: Eukaryota; Metazoa; Arthropoda; Insecta; Hymenoptera; Diprionidae. The record is from RefSeq and is a predicted model, not a curated record. Gene Ontology annotation, molecular function: protein dimerization activity. The transcript has 2 exons.